GCAACAUCCGCGGGUCAACGACGACGAUAACGACGACGACGACGACGAUAACAUCAACAGCUUCCAAUUACUAUCGUGCAGCCCCUGCAGCCCAUGGCAGCAUGACUAGGACUAGGACUAGGCAAAAUGUGAUCUAAAUCGCAUUCGGAGUAGGUAGGUCGGUAUGGAACGGCCAUCUCGUGCAGAUCUAGCAACUGAUCAACCCCGCGUACCUACGAGUACCUCCGUAGAUUGCGCUCCCCUUUUGUCAGUCGAACAGCAGUGCUCCCUUGACAAGGACCCCGGUUCGAUGCUACGCCAAAUUUAACGUUACAGCUUCUUAUCAACUUGCAGAAGCUACGCUUUGCGACACGGGCGACCUACCUGGAUGAGCCGGAGUGGGGACCAUGGAGCUGUCAGCGGAUGAACAGCGAAUAAUUGUUGUUUGGGUUCCCCAGCUGCAGUUGAAAAUGGGGGAGCUUUAGAACGGCCAUAUAUGAUGUGAUAGACGGACAAUGGACUUUCAGGUCGUUGGAGAAGUAUCGCCAAGAUGAAAGCCUUUAUUCUGACCGCCGGGCUGGCUGCAGUCGUGACGGCUGUACCAAGUCGUCGCUGGGAGAAUGGAACUGUUUCGGAAUGCAGAUUCCCCUGGAUGCCUACUUCAAUAACAAAGGUUUUGGUCUCCUACCAGGAGAAGCAAACUUCGACCGACUGCACAACUCUUACCCAGCCCACGACUUACCAGAUGGACGUUACACAUCGACCAAGACAAACAUUUCGUACGCAUUUCCGGGAUAUCAGGCUGCUAACCAAAGCGACAAUGUCGUCAUGGCAGGUCAGCGUAUUGAAGUGCCAGUGGCUUCAUUCUUCAGCUUACAUAUGCUCGUGGCUUCGGAAUCUGCUGGUGCCACAGGGAAUAUCACUUUGGAGUAUACGGAUGGGACAGAAGCACUUACUGAGAUCCGGACCAGCCCAUAUUCUUCAUUCUUGUCCAUUCUCAAGGGAGAGAUUGUAAUGCCGUCUUACUUCACGACCAACAGCACCAAUUGGAACACAUCUCACAUCUUCGAGUACAUUGGAGCUCUUGACCCCUCAAAGAAUCUAGCCUCUGUCUCCUUGCCGGAUACUUCUAAUGACACAUCGAGAAUUCAUCUUUUUUCUUUGUCGCUGCUGCAGCAGACUGGAAUCCAAGUGCAGUUCCUACGACCAACUCAAAAGCAUGAUGCGGAUAGAGUGCAGACCGUUGAGGUUGUCAUCAACAAUGCUGGCCCUGAUUGGAUCUCAGGGCCUGGGGUUGAAAUCACUAUUUCUGGACCUGGAGUUGAAACCACUGAGCCAGGAUGUAUCAAGAGGCUGAGACCAGGGGAUCAGAAGAAGGUCAACGUUGGUGUAAUUGGAUGUGGGGACGUUACCGCGACUGUCCAUUUGUCAGGCUCCGCGCUCAAUGCAACUCAUGUGAUUGAGGGUGUGAAGUUUGGACUAGAGGAGUACACAUCAGGACUGACAAGUCUGUCGACCCAUGAGAGCCCAGAGUGGUUCAACGAUGCAAAGUAUGGAAUAUUCAUUCACUGGGGACCAUAUUGUGUUCCUGGAUGGGGCAAUUCGACACCCGUUGAGAUCUACGCAGAGUGGUAUUGGUGGUAUGGACAUCAUCGCAAUGCUGACAAAGCAAAUGUCUACGAAUACCAUCUAAAAACCUACGGUCCUGACGUUGUCUAUGAUGACUUCUUUUCCAACUUUACAGCGGAAAAUUGGGACGCCAAGUCGUGGGUAGAUCUGAUAGCCGACGCUGGUGCUCAGUACUUCGUCCUCACCACGAAGCAUCAUGAUGGGUUUGCAAUGUUUGACGCCAAGGAGACGACUCAUCGCGAUUCGAUUCACUAUGGCCCUAAGCGGGAUAUUCUCAGAGAAUUGUUUGAUGCUGCAAAAACUUAUCAGCCUCAAUUAAAGCGUGGAACGUAUUUCAGUCUGCCAGAAUGGUUCAAUCCUCUCUAUGGUCCUUAUGGGUUCUCACAGACUACCGAUCCUGCCAGUACUUCUUGGCCCGGUAUACUGGCAAGAAAUCCAUACACCGGUACCGAGGAGCCAUACACUGGGGCUCUUCCAAAAGAUGACUUCAUAUCAGAUCUAAUGGUGCCGCAGAUGGAGAUCUUGGCCUAUGAUUAUGAGACAGACAUCAUGUGGUGCGAUUGUGGUGCAUCCAACGGAACCGCCGAGUUCGCCGCGGCUUGGUUCAAUUACGCAGAAUCCCAAGGACGACAAGUCACAAUGAACAACCGCUGUGGUAUUGCAGCUGGGGCAGACUUUGAUACUCCAGAAUACACCACAUUUUCUUCUGUCUCUGAGCGCAAGUGGGAGAGCAACCAAGGAAUGGAUCCUUACAGUUACGGCUACAAUCGAGCAACCCCAGCUUCUCUGUACAUGAACGCCACGACGCUUAUCCACUCUCUUGUGGACAUGGUAAGUAAGAACGGCAACCUGCUACUCGAUUUCGGACCUAAGGCCGACGGGACGAUUGACGCAACAGAAGUCGCUCACUUGCUUGAGGCUGGUAUCUGGAUCAAGGCGAAUGCCGAAGCUAUCUUCAAUACAACUUACUUGUAA
Molecule: messenger RNA, 2583 nt
Organism: Cadophora gregata
Lineage: Eukaryota; Fungi; Ascomycota; Leotiomycetes; Helotiales; Ploettnerulaceae
Exons: 5
Coding region: 616-2583 (655 amino acids)
Biological process (GO): glycoside catabolic process; fucose metabolic process
Cellular component (GO): lysosome
Molecular function (GO): alpha-L-fucosidase activity
Source: RefSeq, a predicted model, not a curated record